AUGUCACCCACCGCGAACCCCUCGGUAUCAUCCGCACCAGACGCCUGGGAGGACUCGAUAGUAGACGCUGAGCCAGACGCACACGACGUCCGACCGCGGAAAAGGAGGCGGAAAUACAUCGCCAAAGCAUGCAACGAAUGCAAGCGCCGCAAGAUCAAGUGCAAUGGCGAAAACCCAUGCCAGCGAUGUGGCCGACAGCGCCUUGACUGCGUCUAUGCCGACGUGGUACGCGCGGAAAAUAGCGGAGAUGACCAGACUGGUCUGGGGAAACUAUGCGACCAGAUGAGCGCCAUGCAGGAGCAGAUCGCGGCGCUCUCAGCUGUUUGUGCACUCGCUUACCCAGGGCACGGUGGCCGUUUUGAUCUGGCAAGAUCUAGUCUCCAACGUCGGGGGAUUGUUGAGCACAACAAGGGCGGGGAGGAGGGCGAUGUGAUGCAGGAGCCGUCGCCCUUGCCGUCGCCGCCGUCGCCGGCCCAACCUUUAGGAGCUCGCCAUGUUGACCCCCUGUGGACGAUUGGGAAGACCGAGGCGCUGCGGUUGUGUCAGGUGUAUGAGGAAGAGAUGGGCAUCAUGUACCCCGUCUUGGAUUUGGAGGAGCUCCUGCACCAGGUGAAUGUGUUAUAUGGAACUCGGGAGCCAAGAUGGCGAUCUUCGCUACCGUCACGGGCACAAGGCCAUGAUGGCAAGGAGGCACUGGAUGCUGAUGACGUGCAUAUCAUACGGUUGGUGUUUGCGUGCGCUCUGACAGCUGAAGCCAGCGGGAAUAGUGAGCUAGCGAUGGGAUUGUUUGUGAGUAUUCGCGAGGCGGCUGACAAUGCUGUCUGGGGUGCACCAGAGAUAAAGACAAUCAUCUUUCUCACAUUGGUGUCCAUAUUCUACUUCCAGAUAGAUGAAGAAACUCUCGCUUGGAGGACCAUCGGUAUAGUGGAGCGCAUGUGUCUAGAGAAAGGUCUACAUCGCCGCGAAACUCUCACACAACCUGCCGUGGUAGCCGCGGGGCGAGACCGCGUUCUGCGGCUAUUUUGGUCCAUCUACAUCCUCGACAUGCGCUGGAGCUUUGGAACUGGAAUGCCCUUCUCCCUGGAAGAUACCGACAUCGACCCCUGGCUGCCCGAGCCAGAGGAGAAAACUCCGUAUUUGCGCGUGAUGAUUCGGUACAGUCGUAUUGCAGCUAAGGUAUGGAAGUUUAUUUCUGCCUUCAACAACACCAACGAGAUCAAAAAAGACGAGAUGAAUUAUCUCGACUGGCAAGUUCUUAAAUGGGUGGAUGCCACACCGGACUCCCUCCGGUUCAAUAACGCUACCGCCACGAUCGAAAAUCAGAUUCAGGAGCCGCGCUGCAUCCGUCGUCUACGCUCGCUUCUGUAUCUUCGUGCGAACCAGCUGCGCAUGCUGAUCUAUCGUCCGGUGUUGCACUCAGCUGCCCAUAUCGUGCGCUACCCCUCCGAGUCGCAGACUGUCGUUGAGAUCGCGAAAGAUACUAUCCGCUUUAUCACUCGUCUCAACGAGACAUCCGAUAUCUAUCGUCUGCAACAGGUCACGUUCAACUGGUUUCUUGUGUCUGCGCUCGCAGUCCUGUUCCUAGCUGUUGUGCAAACCCCGGGCCAGUUUAGCAGCUCCUCCAAAGAAGAAUUCUACAUGGCCCUGGAGCUCGUCAAGGGCUUUUCUACACGGUCCUACAUCUCCCGCCGCCUAUGGAAGUCGAUCAAGAGUCUACGCAAGUUGGCCCCACAGUUGGGACUGCAGCGUCACCGCCAUGUGGAAGAGCCAUUGCGAACCGACGUCGUCGGGGUACCUUGCACAGCUGCCGUCGCUGAACCAGGGGACCAAGCGCAGACAUCCAGUAUACAUAGCCAUACGCCGCUAGACGGCGCGGCAAUGACCCAAGAGCUGGUGGAGUGGUUUGAAGCAGUCGGGAACUUAGAAAAUCAGAUCAUGGGUGUUGGUUCGUCGCAGGGGUUUGAUGAUCAGUGGCAGUUGGGGACUCGUGGGCCUAAUGGGUAUAUGUUUGAUUACGGGGGUGAGCUGUCUACUGUUAUGAGAGAUUGCUUCUAG
Molecule: messenger RNA, 2055 nt
Organism: Aspergillus terreus NIH2624
Lineage: Eukaryota; Fungi; Ascomycota; Eurotiomycetes; Eurotiales; Aspergillaceae
Product: putative C6 transcription factor
Exons: 5
Coding region: 1-2055 (684 amino acids)
Biological process (GO): DNA-templated transcription; regulation of DNA-templated transcription
Molecular function (GO): zinc ion binding; DNA binding; DNA-binding transcription factor activity, RNA polymerase II-specific
Source: RefSeq, a predicted model, not a curated record